GAGUCCUUAAACCCAUUCCACGUGUUUAACAUCUGCGGCCAACGUUCGAAAGGGAACGCUGAACGUACACUCUCCACUCGUCCGAUAUUACGAACGUCGGUUAUCGGUUGUCACGGGAGCCCGUCGAGACGAUAAACGUACCACUUUUGGAGAUUUCAAACCUCCGAUAGCUCGUAUAGAGAAGGAAAGCUACAGCAGAAGGUUGGAAGAGAGCCUAGACCGCGUACGGCCAGAGUUGUCGAAGGGUGAACAUGGCGGGAGUGUGGCGUCUCGGUUUGCUGUUAGCAGGAGCCUUUGGCCUCGCCUCGUGUGCUGGAUAUUCCUACGAUACCUAUUACUUCACCACCAAGGUCGAUCACUUCGGCUACGCCAACAACGACACCUUCAAGAUGCGGUAUCUGGUGGCGGAUCAAUACUGGGACCACGACGGGGGUCCCAUCUUCUUCUACACGGGCAACGAGGGGGACAUAGAGGUGUUCGCGAACAACACCGGCUUGAUGUGGGACUGGGCCCCGGAAUUCAAGGCUCUCCUGAUUUUCGCUGAACAUCGCUACUACGGAAAGUCCAUGCCGUACGGAAAGGAAUCCUUCGAGGGUCCGAGUCGCCAUGGAUACCUGACGGUAGAACAGGCCCUUGCGGAUUACGCGGAUCUGUUGACGCACUUCAAGGCACAUGUCCCAGCAGCUGGAGACAGCAAGGUGGUUUCCUUCGGGGGAUCCUACGGAGGCAUGCUGGCAGCCUGGUUUCGUCUCAAGUAUCCCCACGUGACCACGGCUGCCCUGGCAGCAAGCGCGCCCAUACUGCAGUUUACGGGGAUCACGCCCUGCAAUGCCCUCAACGAAGUGGUGACAAAGGCCUUCGCCAAAGAAUCGGACCAAUGCACUAGUGCGAUCCGAACAUCUUUCGAAGUCAUGAGGAACCAAGCGGCAACAGAGGAAGGUGCCAAGGCUCUGGAAGAAAAGUUCCGUCUGUGUCAGGCGCUUGCCCCCAGCAACUACACGGUGCUCAGGGACUGGUUCGUGGACGUCUACACCAACCUCGCCAUGGUGAACUACCCGUACGCCAACGAGUUUCUUGGGCCGGUUCCUGGACACCCCGUCAAGGAGGCGUGCAAGUUUCUCGAGAAGAACUUCACAGACGACCAGUCGCUCCUUGACGGAAUUUACCAAGCCAUCAGCGUCUUCCAGAAUUACACCGGCCAAACCCACUGCAACGAUCUGACCAACAGUGCCGGAACGCUCGACGCCGGCGGUUGGGACAUACAGUCGUGCAACGAAAUGGUCAUGCCAAUGUGCAGCAACGGGAAAACGGACAUGUUUUUCGACAAUCCCUGGAUCAUUGAGAAUGUCACAGCAAAAUGUGAGCAGAAGUUUGGUCUCACUCCCGACGUCGACAAGGCGGCACUCAUAUUCGGAGGAAAGAACAUCUCAGCAGCGUCAAACAUCAUAUUCAGCAAUGGCGACAUAGACCCCUGGUCUGGUGGUGGAGUGCUGAAAAGCCUGUCGGACAGCCUGAUCGCCCUGUACAUGACGGAAGCAGCACAUCACCUUGACCUGCGGUCUUCUAAUCCGGCCGACCCCGAGUCGGUUGUCGCCGCCAGGAUAGUGGAGAAAAUGUACAUCAAAAAGUGGCUCUGCGAAGCACAGGCAUCUGCCUAGGAAGCUUUGGAGGUCAUCAGUCCUCAGAAAAGAAGGCAGAAGCAAUGACAGCUUGUGUUCAUGCGUUCAGCCCCGUCGUUCAUAUUACACAAACAAUUCUGAACAUUAGGGCCACUACAAUAUCAGAGGCACAUUGAAAUAACAAUAAAAGUUUUUUGCUUUUUUUUACA
Ixodes scapularis (black-legged tick) is the source of this 1828-nucleotide messenger RNA. RefSeq names its product lysosomal Pro-X carboxypeptidase. The transcript has 9 exons. Lineage: Eukaryota; Metazoa; Arthropoda; Arachnida; Ixodida; Ixodidae. Gene Ontology annotation, biological process: proteolysis. The record is from RefSeq and is a predicted model, not a curated record. Bases 252 to 1658 code for a protein of 468 amino acids. Gene Ontology annotation, molecular function: dipeptidyl-peptidase activity; serine-type exopeptidase activity.